Messenger RNA from Scheffersomyces coipomensis, 1071 nucleotides. RefSeq lists its product as uncharacterized. The transcript has a single exon. Gene Ontology annotation, cellular component: mitochondrion. The record is from RefSeq and is a predicted model, not a curated record. Lineage: Eukaryota; Fungi; Ascomycota; Pichiomycetes; Serinales; Debaryomycetaceae. The coding region runs from base 1 to 1071 and encodes 356 amino acids. Gene Ontology annotation, biological process: mitochondrial respiratory chain complex I assembly.
AUGUACAGACCGUUGAUAGUAAGGCGAUAUCUUGCCACGUCUGCUGAAUCUAUCACUAAGCAACAGCAGUUUAAUGUAUUUGAUAGAUCUGCUAAAUUGGUGCAGAGAACAAGAAUUGCCAAAUUAAAUCCAGAAUUAUCACGAAAGAAAGAAUACUUAAGAGAUGAAGUUGCAUUAAAGACUAUUGAAAGAUUGGCAUUCAUCACUAGAGAUUUCACCAAGGUACUUGAUUUCGGAUCUCAUCUGGGUAAUUUAUUAAAGAAUUUGUGCAUAGAUACUGAGAUACCACCUGGUGCAGAUUAUGCGGAAACAGAGAUCACCAAACAACUUAACAAUGAUAAAAAGAUAAUUCAAGAUAAAAUCAAGCAACUUUACUUGUUAGAUUCAUCCAGUGAAUUGCUUUAUAGAGAUAUUAAAGAACCAUUUAAUCAACAAUUUAAAGGUGAAGUGAUUAGAUGUGUUGCUGAUGAAGAAACAUUCGAUCAUGAUUGUUUAAAAGAAUCAGAUCAAUAUGAUGCUGUUAUAUCUAAUUUAUCCUUACAUUGGAUUAAUGAUUUACCACAAACAUUAGCUAAUAUCAACAGAGUACUUAAACCAGAUGGUUUAUUCAUGGGUACAUUAUUUGGAGGAGACACCUUAUAUGAAUUAAGAACUUCAUUACAAUUGGCAGAAUUGGAAAGAAAAGGGGGUAUUUCUCCUCGGGUGUCUCCAUUGGUUCAUCUUAAUGAUAUUGGAUCUUUAUUGAAUAGAGCUGGAUUCAGUAUGUUAACCAUUGAUGCUGAAGAUGUUAUUGUGGGAGGAUUUCCUGAUAUUGUAUCUGUUUGUGAAGAUUUACAAGCUAUGGGAGAGCAAAAUGCGGUAUUAUCUCGAGCUAAUACUUUACCAAGAGAUGUAUUGUUGGCUGCCAAUGAAAUAUAUAAAAGUUUACAUGGUGAGACUGAUGCUGAUGGUAAAGUCACAUUACCUGCCACAUUUAAUAUCAUAUUCAUGAUAGGAUGGAAAAAGAGUGAAACUCAACCUCAACCUUUAGCCAGAGGUUCAGGUCAAGUUAAUUUAAAGGAUGUAUUAUAG